Molecule: messenger RNA, 1927 nt
Organism: Cinclus cinclus
Lineage: Eukaryota; Metazoa; Chordata; Aves; Passeriformes; Cinclidae
Gene: HNRNPAB
Product: heterogeneous nuclear ribonucleoprotein A/B
Exons: 9
Coding region: 181-1227 (348 amino acids)
Biological process (GO): regulation of gene expression
Cellular component (GO): nucleoplasm
Molecular function (GO): RNA binding
Source: RefSeq, a predicted model, not a curated record
UACGUGUCUGAGAGGGAGGCGGCGGUGGCGGCGGGGCCGGUGCGGAGCAGCCGCGGGGAGCGGGAUCGCCUCCAGCACCAGCGCCGGGGCGAUUUUAGUUAGACUUCGGUCGGCCCGGGUUUUAUCGGGAGCGGAUUUUAAAAGCCUCUGUCGUCCCUCUCCCUCUGCGGACGGGGCACCAUGUCGGAAGCGGAGCAGCAGCUGGCGGCCGGCGCUACCCAGAACGGGCACGAAGCGGCCGAGAGCGCCGGGGAGCAGCAGGCCGAGACCGGUGGGGCUCCGGCGGCGGCGGCGGCGGGGGGAGCGGCAGGAGCAGCGGGAGCGGCUGCGGCGGCGGGGGCCGGCUCCGCGGCGGGAACAGCGGGCACGGCCGCCAGCCAGAAUGGGGCCGAGGGCGACCAAAUCAACGCCAGCAAGAACGAGGAGGAUGCGGGGAAGAUGUUUGUUGGUGGCCUCAGUUGGGAUACAAGCAAAAAAGACUUGAAAGAUUACUUCACCAAAUUUGGUGAGGUAACCGACUGUACGAUAAAGAUGGACCCUAACACAGGAAGAUCCAGAGGUUUUGGAUUUAUUCUCUUCAAAGAACCAGGGAGUGUUGAAAAGGUUCUGGAACAGAAAGAACACAGACUAGACGGACGACUAAUUGAUCCCAAGAAGGCCAUGGCAAUGAAAAAGGAUCCAGUGAAGAAAAUAUUUGUUGGUGGACUAAACCCAGAAGCCACAGAAGAGAAAAUCAGGGAAUACUUUGGAGAGUUUGGAGAGAUUGAAGCAAUUGAACUGCCAAUGGAUCCAAAGACCAACAAAAGGAGGGGGUUUGUGUUCAUCACUUUCAAGGAAGAGGAUCCAGUGAAGAAAGUUUUGGAGAAGAAAUUCCAUAAUGUCAGUGGAAGCAAGUGUGAGAUUAAAGUAGCACAGCCAAAAGAAGUGUACCAGCAGCAACAGUUCAGUAGUGGUGGAGGAAGAGGUAGCUAUGGAGGAAGAGGCAGAGGUGGAAGAGGCGGUGCUCAAAGUCAAAAUUGGAAUCAAGGUUAUGGCAAUUACUGGAACCAGGGUUAUGGGAAUCAAGGAUACGGCUAUCAGCAAGGUUAUGGUGGCUAUGGAGGCUAUGAUUAUUCAGGAUAUGGGUAUUAUGGAUAUGGACCAGGCUAUGAUUACAGUCAAGGCAGUGCAAAUUAUGGGAAGACACCAAGACGUGGUGGUCAUCAGAAUAACUACAAGCCAUAUUGAUCAAACUUAUUCAGGCCUGGCAGUGGUCACAGUUGAUGCCUACAAGCACUGGAUAUUCCACAAGUUGAAGACGGAAUACUGACUUGUUUACCUGAAGAUAAUAGGACUUCGGGGUAUUUCCUCAGAGAAAAUAUAAAUUUUAAUAUAAUUUCAUAAGCUUUGGAGGUUAGCUUGUCUUGUAGCUUCAGUGAUAUCAAACUUCUUUAAGUAGGAGCUAGAUAGAAAGCUGUUUAGUUUUUGCCAGCGUAUGUAAAACAAGACUUUUCUAUCUGCAUUGUAGAUUGUUUGUGGACACUUCCAGAUUCUUGUGCUUUCUGCAGUCAUUCUGGGACUGAACUCUCAUUGAUAUUGAAAGAAGUUCCAUGAACACAACAUGUGCAGGAGUUUGAGUGUAGAAGCCCACAGCAUGGUUUGGAAUAGCGAACUGCGUUUAGUUUGGAGAUGGGUGGGGGAGAUGGGAAGAGCAACUGUACAUUACGGGAACAAUUACAGAUCUUCCUGGUGACAUCAAUGAGAGAUUUUCCUUCAACCUUUCACAGAAGAUUUUUUAGCUUUAAUUUGGGAUAUUAGAGGGGUUUUUCAAAAGCACUAAAGGCCAGUGGAAGCUUGUUAGCUGCUCCUUAUGCCUUUAAAAACCCCUACACCAAAAGUGACAGCUGAGAACAUGAAAUGGAAGUAAAUAAAAUGCAUUUUCAUUGCU